This is a messenger RNA of Dentiscutata erythropus, 1167 nucleotides long. Lineage: Eukaryota; Fungi; Glomeromycota; Glomeromycetes; Diversisporales; Gigasporaceae. The record is from the annotation of a GenBank genome assembly.
AUGUCCUUCAAAUUAAUCCAACUAAUUUUAUUCAUUUUUCUAGUCGGAAUCAUAAAUUAUAAAGGUGGGAUUAAUGCCGAGAGUUCAGCCGGUAGUUCCAAUAAUUCCCUUGCUGCACCGCCAAGUAUUGAUAGCUCAAGCAGUAUUAAAGUUUGUGCAACACUUAAUGCCUGCAGUAAGGCGAAGACUAUAUGUGGGUCUGCAUUUGCUCCUCCUACAUUAAAUGGUUUAACUCAUUAUUUAGCUUCGGCUAAGUGCGAAUGUAGUGCAGCUUUUUAUAACAAUUUAACUCAAUGUUUAGAGUGCUAUAAAAACUCGAAUUACAAUUAUGUCAUUGAUGAUCUUAGUAAAUGGCAAAAGGGCUGUUCUGCUUUAGGUGUCCCAUUCAAUAGUACUACAGAUUCCACAUCAAUUUCCAAUAGUUCAAUCAAUGUUUUAAUAUACGUCAUAAUGUGCACAGCAGCAGUUAUUAUAUUUAUUAUAGUAUUCAUCAUAUGGUACCUAAAGAAACGUCAAAUCCAGAAAGUCGAAGAAGAUGGAAACAUUUAUUAUGAUCCGACAGAUUAUUCAGGAAAGAAAGAAUAUGAAAUUGCCCAUCAUACAAUAUCUCAGCAUCAAAACACUCGAAUAAACCAAUAUUAUACAGGUGAAACAAACUCAAAUUGGAGUGAUUUUUCGCAAAACACACUUGUAAACAAUUUGACUGAUGAACACUUUACUAAAGAGGGUACUAAACAUGAGGCUCAAAAAGUAGUUGAUGGUGACGAGGAAUUUAUAACUCUAGAAUUUAAUACCUUUGAAAAAACAUCAACUCGAAAAUUUAACACCUUAGAACAAUCGACUAUCCAGGAACCUGAUGCCUUCAAACAAACAGCAAUUCGUGUACCUAAUGCUCUUGAACAAUCAGCAACUCGUGAACUUAAUGCCCUUGAACAAACAGCAAUACGUGAACCUAAUGCUCUUGAACAAACAGCAACUCGAGAACCUAAUGCUCUUGAGCAAACACCAAACAUAGAAUUUAAUAUUUCUGAACAAGAAUUAAGUGCUUUCGACCGGCCAGCAGCUCAAGAGGUUAGUGUUUCCGAAAAUUCAACCAUGUUAGAAAUUGAAGAUCAUAAUAAUGAUGACUUUGGUCUUAAAUUACUCACAAAUUCCCUUGCUUACUAG